Messenger RNA from Eublepharis macularius, 3882 nucleotides. RefSeq names its product caseinolytic mitochondrial matrix peptidase chaperone subunit X (gene CLPX). Gene Ontology annotation, cellular component: mitochondrial matrix. The coding region runs from base 146 to 2038 and encodes 630 amino acids. The record is from RefSeq and is a predicted model, not a curated record. Gene Ontology annotation, biological process: proteolysis; protein catabolic process. Gene Ontology annotation, molecular function: ATP hydrolysis activity; zinc ion binding; ATP binding. The transcript has 14 exons. NCBI's taxonomy places the organism in Eukaryota, Metazoa, Chordata, Lepidosauria, Squamata, Eublepharidae.
GCGGGGCCUGGUGACGCCACAGAGGCGUCGAACGGCAGGGAGGUGACUGUCGGUGGGGCAGGGAAGAAGGGCUGAGCGGAGGCGGCUGCGGUUUGGCUCGCUGCUGGGGCGCUCUCCGGGCUCGAGGGGAGGAGGCCCGGCCGCCAUGGCGGCCUGUAACACCUGCGCCGCGGCCGCGCGGCUCCUCGGCUCCUCGCUGCCUUCGGCGCGCAGAGGAAUUACAUGUGGCCGUUCUCGUCUCCCUGUUUUGGGUUUAAUUGGAACUUUUGAAACUCGGUCUCUAAGAAAUGUUCCAUUUAGAACUUUUUCAGAAACGCCAGCCUACUUUGCUUCAAAAGAUGGUGCAGGCAAAGAAGGUUCUGGAGACAGCAGUAAGAAAACGGUUGGUGAAGGCAGCGGUAAAAAGUCCAGUUCUGGAAGCUCCGGCAAAGGUGGAAACCAGCUGCGUUGCCCGAAAUGUGGUGACCUAUGCACACACGUGGAGACCUUUGUGUCUUCUACCCGCUUUGUGAAAUGUGAGAAGUGCCACCACUUCUUUGUGGUACUGUCAGAAGCAGACUCCAAGAAGAGCAUCGUCAAAGAGCCAGAGUCGGCAGCCGAAGCUGUGAAGCUGGCCUUCCAGCAGAAGCCCCCACCUCCACCCAAAAAAAUCUAUAACUACCUCGACAAGUAUGUAGUUGGCCAGUGUUUUGCCAAGAAGGUGCUUUCCGUUGCUGUGUAUAACCAUUACAAGAGAAUCUAUAACAACAUCCCAGCUAACCUAAGACAGCAGGCCGAGGUUGAAAAGCAGACGUCCUUAACACCAAGAGAAUUAGAGAUCAGAAGACGGGAGGAUGAGUACAGAUUUACAAAACUUCUCCAGAUUGCCGGCAUAAGUCCCCAUGGCAACGCUUUAGGAGCGUCCAUGCAGCAGCAGGUGAACCAGCAACUGCCUCAGGAGAAACGGGGAGGCGAAGUGCUAGAUUCAACCCAUGAUGACAUCAAGCUGGAAAAAAGUAAUAUUUUGCUGCUUGGACCAACUGGAUCAGGUAAGACCCUGCUGGCUCAGACGCUUGCCAAAUGCCUUGACGUUCCUUUUGCAAUCUGCGACUGCACCACGUUGACUCAAGCAGGCUACGUAGGCGAAGAUAUUGAGUCUGUCGUUGCAAAACUGCUCCAGGACGCAAACUACAACGUAGAAAAAGCUCAGCAAGGAAUUGUUUUCCUGGAUGAAGUGGACAAGAUUGGCAGCGUGCCAGGCAUUCAUCAGUUACGGGACGUGGGCGGAGAAGGAGUUCAGCAAGGCUUGUUGAAGUUACUGGAAGGUACAAUAGUGAAUGUUCCAGAAAAGAAUUCCCGUAAGUUACGUGGCGAGACGGUGCAGGUUGAUACAACCAACAUCCUGUUUGUGGCUUCUGGUGCCUUUAAUGGUCUCGAUAGAAUCAUCAGCAGAAGGAAAAAUGAAAAGUAUCUUGGCUUCGGAACCCCAUCAAACCUGGGGAAAGGCAGGCGAGCAGCUGCAGCCGCGGACCUGGCCAACUUGGGUGGAGAGUCCAGCACACAGCAAGAUAUGGAAGAGAAAGACCGUUUGCUCCGACACGUGGAAGCUAGGGAUCUCAUUGAAUUUGGCAUGAUCCCUGAGUUUGUGGGACGCUUGCCAGUCGUGGUUCCCCUGCACAGCCUGGAUGAGAAGACCCUCGUGCGAAUUCUUACUGAGCCCCGGAAUGCUGUGAUUCCCCAAUACCAGGCCCUCUUCAGCAUGGACAAGUGUGAACUGAAUGUUACCCAGGAUGCCCUAAGGGCUAUCGCCAGGUUGGCUUUGGACCGCAAGACUGGGGCGAGAGGUCUUAGGUCUAUAAUGGAAAAGUUGCUGCUAGAACCAAUGUUUGAAGUACCCAACUCUGACAUUGUGUGCGUCGAGGUUGACAAAGAUGUUGUGGAAGGGAAGAAGGACCCCGGAUACAUCAGGGCUGCAGCUAAAGAACCUUCCGAAGAAGAGUACGAUUCGGGAGUUGAAGAAGAAAGUUGGGCUCGCCAAGCAGAUGCCGCAAACAAUUAAAUACAGUCAGAUUAAUGACCCCACAGGAAAUGCACUUAAUUUUUUUUUGAGACCACUCUUUCCCUCCCCUCCCCUCCCCUCCAGCUGUGCAGCCUCCUGAUAACAUUGGAUCUCUCCUUAAAAUGAUACAUGGUCAGAAAAAAACUUUUGACAACGCUAAUGGGAAUUAGAUCAUGUAUUACUUGUAACAUCACAUUGAUUUAUUCAGUGGACACUCGGGCUUCAAAGGUGUGAUGUUUAGAAAUGAGUUGCAUAUGACUUUUUCUGUAUUUAAAUGCAAGAUUUUUUUUCUUCUUAGGGCUGAGCCAAAGGUGGGAGCAUGCCACAUGAAUGUUUUCUCCCCCUUGCAAAGUGCAUCCUUCCCCGCCCCUUCUGACAGUCUUUCCAGGGAGGAAUGACAGUCUUUCCAGGGAGGAAUGACUUUGGGACAAUUUCAUGCAUAAGAGACUGUUGCAAAAAAAGUAACUCCCCCUCCGGCAUGAAGCCAGGUGGUCUACAUCAUCCCUUCCUUAGCACCUGGCAUUCCAGCCGUGGCGCCAGCACUCUUGUUGGGUUGGUUUCAACUUCAGCACUUUUUCUUUCCGAAUAAUCCUUCCAAGUUAGUGACUUCUGCACACAGUCCGACUGUUAUGCUGCGCGACAGCAUCAAUGAAGUCGGCCAAACUAGUUGAGAGGCAGGGCAGACUUGGACAGAUUGUGUUGUGUCUGUUUAUAGGAAGCAAGAGAGGUAUUUCACAAACGCAUCAUGCUUCCUAGGCUGCAGACAACAGGGAGUCGGCGUGGGGAAAGGUGUAAACCUUUGUAAGGGUCUUUCAGCAAGACUUGGGCCCCUUGAAUAGUGCCUUUUGCAUGUUGAAAACAUUUGCUGGCAAACUUUUGGCUCUGCUAUAGUUUUGUUUGUUUUUCUUCAAUUCCAGAAAGCAAUGCUGGUAUUCCCAACAGUCACGGAAUUUUAGGGUAAUGAUAAAAAAUGUGGGUGGGUGGGGCUAACUCGGGUAUUCAAAAAGGAUAAACUAUUCUGACUGUGUCUUGCUCCUUACGUUUGAAGUUCACUGAGCAUGGAAGUCAAGUGUUAAACAUCUCCUGAUGUAUAUGCUAUGGGUGCUGGAGGUACUUGUUACAUUUAUUCAGAAAACAUCCCUUAAAAACUGGAUUUCAAAGGCUUAGAAAAAGGGCUUGCACAAUCUGGUCGACACCCUCUAGAGUAGUUGGGACUGCUCUAGAGCAAGUGAGUUGUGGUCUGUAGCCAAAUUUCAGAGCUGCUUCCGCCACUUUACUAAUGUAACGCAAAGCGUUUAAAUAAUUGGAUAAAAUACCAAAGGUUCCAUUAAUAUUUACUGACCUUAAAAAAAAUAUAAAGUUGCUUUUGGAAAAAAAUGGAAAUUGUGAGAACCGGUGAACCAGGAACUGGCAACACCUUUUUUGAGGGAAUAAAGGUUUACAGGAAGGACUAGACCAUAGAAUAUUUAAAAUUCUAUACCAAUAUUUUAAUAUAGUACAUUUUAUCGAACGUACUGGAAUCAUCAUGCAUCAGUUUUUUGGUGCCAGAUAUUUUUUGCCCGACCGACCUUCUUAUAACAUUAAGAUACACAAGAAAGUAACGUCUAAUUGUAUAAUAUUUUUCAUGUAAUCAGUAGUGACUGUUUGCACAAAAUUCUUAUUUAAGUUAUACGCUUCAGUGCUGGUCUUGCAUCUCGUUAAUUUUAAACUUAAGCCAAUAUCACUUUGUUUUACAGUUAACUCUAUCCUUUAGUAGAGUAUUUGUAAAAAAAAAAAGAAAAAAAAGUAAAAGGACUUGUAAGUUUUUUGAUUCACUUCUGAAAUUAAAAUCUAUACCUAACAGG